UGUGUCACCGUGGUUUUCUUGAUUUUUUCUAAUCCCCUCUCUCUCUCUCUCUCUCUCUCUCUCUCACCUCGCCUGGGUGAAAUUUUGUUCAUGCAGGAGGGAAUUCGCAGGGAUGUUCUCGAUUACUUCGGCGGAGUUGAACUACCUCAUCUUCCGUUAUCUCAAUGAGUCUGGAUUCACGCACACAGCAUUUACUUUAGGAUAUGAGGCAGGGCUUAAUAAAAGUACCAUUGAUAGCAGCGAUAUCCCUCCUGGUGCUCUUGUUACGUUUGUUCAGAAAGGAAUUCAAUAUCUUGAGCUUGAGGCUAAUUUGAGUAAUGACGGUGAUGACACAGAAGAAGAUUUCCAGUUCCUGCAUCCACUGGAUCUCAUAACAAAAGAUGUGAAUGAACUUCAAAAGAUUGUAAUAGAGAAAAAAGAAAAAAAUCUGAAAGAUAAAUCUAAGGGUAAAGAGAAACAAAAUGUUGAAAAUGGGCAAGGCCUGGAUCACAGAGAUGAAAUGGAAAUGGAAAUGGAAAAGGACAAGAACAAGGAGCUUGCUAGGGUAAAGGAGAAUGAAAAACAACAUAGGGAUAAAGAAAAGGAACGGGAGAGACAGAGAGCAGAUAAAGAAAAGGAGAAAGCAAAAGGGAAAGAAAAGGAAGAGCCAGUUGAAGGUGUCAGUGAUUUAAAUCAUGCCCAGAAUGGAGUAAAUGGAAAAAUUGAGGAGAAUAAAACUGAUGGAGGAGCCGAACCAAUGGAUAUUUGUUCUAGUUUAGCUACUUUGCCCUGUGAAUUCCCAAGUUCUGAUGUUACUCUAUUACAAGGCCACACUUCCGAGCAUUCGCAGGUUUUUUCAUGUGCGUGGAAUCCUGUUGGAUCACUUCUUGCUUCUGGCUCUGGAGAUUCCACUGCUAGAAUUUGGAGAAUUGAUGGAUCCUCUAGCUCCAAUUUGGAAAAUGGGUCACCUAGUAUUGUAUUAAGGCAUUUCAGGGGCCGACCAAAUGAGAAAUGCAAGGAUGUAACAACACUGGACUGGAAUGCUGAAGGUUCACUACUUGCCACUGGUUCAUAUGAUGGCCAAGCUAGGUUAUGGAGUAAAGAAGGGGAGUUGAUUGGUUCAUUGAAUAAGCAUAAAGGACCAAUUUUCUCUUUGAAGUGGAACAAGAAAGGGGAUCUUCUUCUUAGUGGAAGUGUUGAUAAAACUGCAAUUGUAUGGGACGUCAAGACUGGCGACUGGAAGCAACAACUUGAAUGUCACUCAGCUCCCAUACUUGAUGUUGAUUGGAGAAACAAUGGCUCUUUUGCUACAUGUUCUGCUGAUAGCAUGAUAUAUGUUUUCAAAGCCGGUGAUGAUCGACCAAUCAGGUGUUUUGCAGGGCAUCAGGCUGAAGUUAAUGCUAUCAAGUGGGACCCUACAGGGUCAAUGCUGGCCUCCUGUUCCGACGAUACAACAGCGAAGAUUUGGACUACAAAACAGGACAACUGUGUACUAGAUCUGAGGGAUCACACCAAAGAAAUCUACACUGUGAGAUGGAGUCCUACAGGACCGGGUACAAACAACCCUAAUAAGCAACUGCUAUUGGCAAGCGCCUCCUUCGAUUCAACCAUAAAGUUGUGGGAUGUGGACGGUGGCCGCCUUGUUCACAGCUUAAAUGGCCACAGGGAUCCAGUUUAUUCGGUUGCAUUCAGCCCCAAUGGUAACUAUUUAGCCAGUGGAUCACUAGAUAAGUGCUUGCACAUAUGGUCUGUGAAGGAAGCCAAGAUCAUAAAGACUUAUACAGGAAAUGGUGGGAUUUUUGAAGUUUGCUGGAACAGAGAAGGAAACAAGAUUGCUGCUUGUUUCGCCAACAAUGUGGUGUGUGUGCUCGAUUUCAGAAUGUAGAGAUUACAAGGUUUCUGUCCAGCAAUAACAAAAUCUAAUUAGGUUCUGAUUGCAUUAACUGAGUCUAGACUUCUGGAUGUUGCUCAAUUCAAUGUGUGAUCUUCCCUUUGAAGAGCAAUGAAGAAGAUGGUACAUACAGUAGCCAUUCUCUCUAUGUAAAUGAUUUCUCACUUUUCGUAGGUUCUUGUGCAAAGCUAUUUUAAACAGAUACGCUGACUAUUGUCUUUAUUUAUUAAUUAUUUUUAUUGUUAUUCCAUUUGAGGACA
Andrographis paniculata is the source of this 2130-nucleotide messenger RNA. RefSeq names its product WD40 repeat-containing protein HOS15-like. Bases 113 to 1864 code for a protein of 583 amino acids. Gene Ontology annotation, cellular component: histone deacetylase complex. Lineage: Eukaryota; Viridiplantae; Streptophyta; Magnoliopsida; Lamiales; Acanthaceae. The transcript is spliced from 14 exons. Gene Ontology annotation, molecular function: protein binding; transcription corepressor activity. Gene Ontology annotation, biological process: regulation of transcription by RNA polymerase II. The record is from RefSeq and is a predicted model, not a curated record.